AGAGCCCCUCUCCGAUCUACAGUGAAGAUAAUAACACUAACCUUGGAAUACCUGGGUAACCUUGGAAUCCACCUGGGCCGAGCUGGACUGCAGUGUCUUCAGCAGCAGGCGAGGCGGGCAGUCCCGACAGCGGCAAGCGCACCCCAGCACAACUGCACGCCUGUCGCAACAGGGUUCAGCAUACGAUCCCAUGUCACCGUAUUCACAUCAUCACAGCGCAGCGCGUCAACCGUCCCAUACGACCGUACUGAGGCAUGAAACGAAGACACGCGCUCUAUGAUUUAACGCAUCUUUGACGUCCAAGAGAAGGACCUUGGAACUCGCGCACCCACCGCCUCGCAUCGCAAAAGCAUUGGAAGGUCGCCCAAGAUGGACAUUGUCCAAAGCGUUCAAGGCUACAUCACCAAGAUAGUCUCGCAGGGCGAAAAUGCCACCAGCGGCAGCGCUGGCGCUGGUGCCGCGAAAAUGAAGAUCUUGCUGCUCGAUCAGGACACUGUCCCCAUUGUUUCGUCGGCAACGACUCAGUCCACGCUUCUCAACCACUCCGUCUAUCUCACCAAUCGCAUCGAUGAUCCGAACCGCGAGAAGAUGCGACAUCUCCGCUGCCUGUGUUUCCUGCGACCCUCUCCCGAAAGCAUACAGUUACUCGUCGACGAGUUCCGGGAGCCAAAGUAUGGCGAAUACUAUAUCCACUUCAGCAACAUAAUCAAAAAGUCGUCGCUCGAGCGUCUAGCCGAAGCUGACGAUCACGAGAUCGUGAAAUCGAUUGUCGAAUACUUCGCCGAUUUCCUGGUCAUCAACCCCGAUCUGUGCUCGAUCCCGCUUUCGACGCGCCUGUUCGCCUCAUCGCCCGACACGUGGAACGCCGACAGUCUGGAUCGGACAAGAGAGGGCGUGUUGGCUCUGCUCCUGGCGCUGAAAAAGAAGCCACUGAUCAGACAUGCGAAGAACAGCCUGUUGUGCACGAAACUCGCCAGAGAGGUGCGCUAUCACAUGACGCAAGAGGAGCAGCUGUUCGACUUCAGGAAACCCGAUACACCUCCGAUCCUGCUCCUCGUAGAUCGUCGGGAUGACCCGGUCACCCCGUUGCUGACGCAAUGGACGUACCAAGCCAUGGUGCAUGAGCUGUUGGGCAUUGAGAACGGCAGGGUUGACCUGAGCGAUGUGCCAGAUGUGCGACCGGAAUUCAAGGACAUCGUCCUCACACAAGACCAAGACCCCUUCUUUGCCAAAAACAUGUAUCUCAACUUUGGCGAUCUUGGACAAAACGCCAAGGAUUAUGUCGAGCAGUUCGCGUCGAAGCAAGCCAGCGGCCAAAAGCUGGACAGUAUCGAAGACAUGAAGCGCUUCGUUGAGGAAUAUCCCGAGUUUCGAAGACUGUCGGGAAACGUCACCAAGCACGUCACACUCGUCACGGAGUUGAGUCGGCGAGUUGGCACGGAUUGCCUCCUGGACGUCAGUGAGCUCGAGCAGAGCCUGGCCUGCACCGAUAACCACUCUCAAGACGUGAAGAAUCUUCAGAGGCUCAUCCAGAAUCCGUCGGUGCCACCGGCCAACAAAUUGCGCCUGGUCGCUAUUUAUGCUCUUCGGUAUUCUGCACACUCCAACAACAACACGCCUGCGCUUCUCGAGCUGUUGGCUGUGUCUGGGGGCCUAAGUCGGCAUCGAAUCUCUCUCAUCCCUAGACUCCUCAGCUAUGCCUACUCCCUGCAGUCCACACCAACCAACGGAGGUCUGCCAGAGCUCUUCCAACAUGGCUCAAUUUUCUCAGAAGCACGCUCACGUCUCAGCCGUGGCCUCCGCGGUGUCGAGAACGUCUACACUCAGCAUUCCCCCCGGCUGGAGACGACGCUGCAAGACCUCAUCAAAGGUCGGCUCUCCACCAGCGCAUACCCCUUCGUUGAUGGCGGCGGUCAAACGCGCGACAAGCCGCAGGACGUUAUUGUGUUCAUGGUGGGCGGUGCGACGUAUGAGGAAGCUCGUAUGGUGGCGCAGGUCAAUGCCAGCAGCCCAGGAGUCCGAGUCGUGCUGGCUGGAACCGGUGUAUUGAAUAGCGAUACGUUCUUGACCGAGGUGGAGGAGAACGUCGAGGCCUGGCCUGAAGAUCGCCCGGAGACGGCAGCAGCUAGAUUAAGAGGUGCGAUCGGACGGACAUGACCGCGACCACGAUAAACUAAAACCUGCCCCCCCCUCGAUUCGUCCUCGUGAGAGUCAAGGUCGCUAUGCGGGCGCCUCGUGAGCUCUACGUGCGAGCGGGAAAGCCGACAGCACUGAUAAUCCAUUCAAUGCCCAUACCAACCUAAAAAUCCAGUCGAGAUCCAUGUGCAGGGUGUCCCUGGCCGCUAGACUUGCACGGGUAUGUGUUUGAAAUGGAAACCCGGUGCUCCAGCUGCAUCGAUUUGCGGCCGGCUCAACCCUGGGGUUACAUAACCCUAAUUCGCCGUCGCGGAACCAGCUUGUGUUUUGUAGAAACCUAUCUAAGUACCUAUCACAUCGCA
Messenger RNA from Dissoconium aciculare CBS 342.82, 2498 nucleotides. Its product is annotated as Sec1-like protein. Gene Ontology annotation, cellular component: Golgi membrane. The record is from RefSeq and is a predicted model, not a curated record. The transcript is spliced from 4 exons. Lineage: Eukaryota; Fungi; Ascomycota; Dothideomycetes; Mycosphaerellales; Dissoconiaceae. Bases 370 to 2157 code for a protein of 595 amino acids. Gene Ontology annotation, biological process: intracellular protein transport; vesicle-mediated transport.